Molecule: messenger RNA, 2267 nt
Organism: Aspergillus ibericus CBS 121593
Lineage: Eukaryota; Fungi; Ascomycota; Eurotiomycetes; Eurotiales; Aspergillaceae
Product: DUF803 domain protein
Exons: 4
Coding region: 322-2109 (595 amino acids)
Biological process (GO): magnesium ion transport
Cellular component (GO): membrane
Molecular function (GO): magnesium ion transmembrane transporter activity
Source: RefSeq, a predicted model, not a curated record
AGAGCAGCAAUGAGGCAGCAGCAACAACAGCAGCAGGCGGAGGGAAACGUUGCACUUGGCGGAUCUGCUGAUCGAUCUACUUGGUGUUAGUCCGGCGACUCUUCCACUUGGCGGCCGCCCAGGAACUCAUCGCUUUCCUGCCCGCUCCCCUCUGCUUCCUUCUCCCCACGGCCCUUUCGUUGGAUCGCUUCCUCCCCUUCACCUGGUUUCUACGUCGCGCUCGGACAAUGGAGUCGGUCCUGUCAGCCCUACCGUAUCCCGUCUAAUGCGUGUCUGGUCUUUGUCCCCCGGCCCAGCGACCAAUGCACGAGGAUAUCCGAGAUGGGUAAUCUUGGUGACCUAUCGCCCCAGGGGAGUGUCGCGGUUGGGGUGAUUGUCGGGUUGAUCUCGACCAGUCUCCAAGCUAUCGGACUGACCCUCCAACGCAAGUCGCAUAUCCUCGAGGACGAGAAACACCCCUACGAUUUACGCAGACCACCCUAUAAACGCCGGAGAUGGCAGCUGGGUAUGCUGAUGUUCGUCGUUGCGAACAUCGUCGGCAGUACCAUCCAGAUAACCACCCUCCCGCUCCCGGUGCUUUCAACCUUGCAAGCUUCCGGUCUCGUUUUUAAUACUAUAUUUGCCACUUUGAUCCUGGGUGAAGCCUUCACCAGGUACUCUCUCGUCGGUACCGUCUUAGUCUGCAUCGGCGCGCUAUUGAUAGCAGUCUUCGGCGCCGUGGGGGAGCCAGCGCACAGCCUCGAUCAACUUCUCGAACUGCUACAGCGGCGAAAUUUUGUCCUAUGGAUGGCAGGGACGGCCGUAUUGGUGCUGGUCAUCUAUAUCGGAUCCAGGCUGCUCAAGUUCCUGGUCUCACCGUCUCGCUCCAAGUAUGCCAGCUCACGCGGUUCAUAUCGGCCGCACUUGCAAUUGUCCCAUGGUCGUGUUCGACUUGCCCGGGGUCUAUGCUAUGGCAUGAUUAGCGGGAUAUUGUCAGCCCAUUCUCUCCUUCUGGCUAAAUCGGCCGUGGAGCUCCUCGUUCGGACGGUCGUCGAUCGCGUCAAUCAAUUCAACCGAUGGCAGUCCUGGGUCAUCCUUCUCGCAAUGAUCGGGCUUGCUCUCUCCCAGCUGUUCUAUCUGCAUAGGGGUCUGAAAUUGUGCAGUACCAGUAUUCUAUACCCCUUUGUCUUCUGCAUUUACAAUAUUAUCGCCAUUAUAGAUGGCUUAAUAUACUUCCAACAGAUGUCCCAGCUGGCAGGUUUCCAUGCUGGGUUGAUAUCACUCGGUACGAUUGUCCUCCUGAGCGGCGUUCUCUGCCUAUCUUGGAGGCUAGAGGUUGUCGACAGCCAUGCGGCUGUGACUGUCGGCGGACCCUCCCAAACCGGACUGGGUCCUGGAAUGGCAGUCGUCGAGGAGCAUCCGACCUCACCGAUUGAUCUGGGACUGGAUAGCCAGGAAGAUCUGGAGCGUGAACCCCUAUUGCGCAGUGCACCUCCCCCUCGGGGGAGCGCUCACAAGAGAGCACCCAGUCUACCUCUACUGCAACCCGAUUCCACAGCAGAUCUUGAUUCAGCUUCUAUCUGGGCUGAGCUCGAUGACUCGGACUAUGACUAUGCUGCGACCGCCCUGCAUUCCCCGCGGCGUACUCGCACGUUUGGAGACCAGCUCUCAGCCCAGUCAAGAAACAGGAGCGGUGGUACCACUUUGAGGGACAGUCUCCUGCGUGGGCCGCGUCGUUCCAGCACAAUGACAGUCAGUCGAAACACCUGGAAUACACGAAAGACACCCAACGCCGUACCCCCUGAGCGUCGCAAACAACGGAGAACAUCGGCUCCUGCUCCUGAAAACCGCGGGCUCCUUCCCAAACGAGCGAACGCCACUGGAUAUGGCACCCAGGACGAUCGCUCCGACGGUCUAGUCUCAGGGAAUCAUCGUCGCGAAUCCUUCACCGACGCAGAUGCAUCCGACGGGCACUCAAGUCUCCUCGCAGGCCCGAGGAGCACCCUCCGCGGAGCCUGGCGAAGCAGUGUCCGAUACCUUACUCAAUGGACCGGCAGCCGAGGAAGACGCACAAGCUCAUCCAACCCAGUUUCUGAUCUUGAAGCCAGCCCCGACAGACACCCAGAAUGAAAGAAAUUCUUCCUGCACCGCCAUAUCACCAUACCUACCCCGGCCCAGCCAUACCCACUAGACCCACCUACCCAAUCCACUGGAUCACACCAAUGAUAACCCCUUCCUUUCAACCAAUGUACAAUAAAUUCAUACUACCUAUUUAUCUAUACACACAA